Symbiodinium natans is the source of this 1305-nucleotide messenger RNA. Lineage: Eukaryota; Dinophyceae; Suessiales; Symbiodiniaceae. The record is from the annotation of a GenBank genome assembly.
AUGGCAAAUUCCAAGGAGGAGCAAGUUGCAGAGAAGAAGACUGCCAUGCGGAACCUGUACAUUUCAGGGUUCCUCAGCGUGGCGCAGACGGUCAUCACCAUUCAGUCGGAGCCUCUGCUCAUCAAGGAGCUCGCAGGAGGCGACAUCGGGCUCACUGCAAGGAUGCUGGCCAACACGCAAGGUUUGGUUGGCGUGCUCGGCAUUAUCAUAAACCAGAUUGGUGGCAAAUUCUCUGACGCACUCGGGCGGAAGCAGUUUCUUGCUCUCGGUCCUGUAGCCAACAUCUUGUUCGGUCUGCUAAUCUAUCGAAACUCGCACAAGCGCCAGUUGGUCUUGCCACUGCGGGUCUUGAGGGCAAUCCUCACCACCUUCUCCAGCACUGUCAUGCUCACUGCUGCGCUGUCAGACGUGGCCCAGGGUGCCGAGCUCGGUGCUGCCAUCAGCAAAAUGGGGGCUGCUGUUGGCGCUGGCAUUGUUAUCACUCCGUUUGUGGAGGCCCUGUUCCUGCAAAGAUCCAACAGCCCGCGAACAGCAUACCUAUUGUUGUCAAUGCUCGGAUGCGUGCACGCAGCAUUCGUGGGGCUGUCUGUGCCCGAAACACUUCGGCGGGCACAGCGCAAGACCCUCGCAUCUGCCAUGCAGCUAUCGUCCAUCAAUCCAUUUGGCUUCUUGAACAUCUUUCGGCGGGGGUCCACUGGCCUCCAGAAGAUGAUUUGCAUCCAAACCUUGCAGAUGUUCCUGGAGGGGAAGAAUUUGAGCGACCUGGUAGAGCUCUGGAAGCGGGAACAUCUCAAGUGGACUGUGGAGGGAAGCCGUAACUAUGUGAUGAUCUACGGCACGCUGAGCAUCCUUUCUGGGGUCUAUGUCACGCCGUACUUCCUUAAGAAUCUCACCGCCCGCGGCUUCACAUCCGCCACGAAUCUGCUAAACCUUUUUGGGUUUCUGGUGCGCGGCGCGAGAGAACAGUCCUGGAUCUUUCUGCUGGCGGUCAUUCCAAUGCUACCGGGCGUCAACGGUGCGAGCGCUACUGCCUUGAAAUCCAUAAGCACAGACCUGGCCACCUCCGAAGGCUUCGGCAAAGGCGAAUUUGCUGCCUGGACCAACAACUUGCGUGCUCUGGCUGGCGCGAUUGCAACUGUGCUCUAUGGAAACUACUAUUCCUGGUGCAAGCGGACUGGAGCUCCCGCAGGGACCACCUUUGUCCUGGCGGGACUGAUCGGCGCGGCCCUCCCGGAGCUUCUCCUGCGCCUGACCAAGGACAGCGAGAUGCAGAGAUCGAAGGACGAAGUACCCGAAGCAGCAUAA